Molecule: messenger RNA, 3069 nt
Organism: Saccharomyces kudriavzevii IFO 1802
Lineage: Eukaryota; Fungi; Ascomycota; Saccharomycetes; Saccharomycetales; Saccharomycetaceae
Gene: BUB1
Product: protein kinase BUB1
Exons: 1
Coding region: 1-3069 (1022 amino acids)
Biological process (GO): mitotic spindle assembly checkpoint signaling; protein phosphorylation; meiotic sister chromatid cohesion, centromeric
Molecular function (GO): ATP binding; protein kinase activity
Source: RefSeq, a predicted model, not a curated record
AUGGAUUUAGAUUUGAGUUCAACUUUACGAGGAUAUGAAUCAGAUAAAGACACGCUUUCACAGUCAAAAGUUGCUACCUCAUCUCAAAAAGAGCAAGAUAGUCAGUUGAAUCAAACAAAAAUAGCCUAUGAGGAACGGCUUCUGAAUGAUUUAGAGGAUAUGGAUGAUCCCUUGGAUUUAUUUUUGGAAUAUAUGAUAUGGAUCAGUACCAGUUAUGUCGAAGUCAAUUCUACGUCAGGUCAGGAAGUUCUCCGAAAUACAAUGGAAAGAUGUUUGGUUUAUAUACAAGAUUUGGAAACCUAUAGAAACGAUCCCCGAUUUUUAAAAGUUUGGAUUUGGUAUAUAAAUCUGUUUCUUAGCAAUGACUCCCGCGAAUGUGAAAACACAUUUACAUAUAUGUUUAAGAAGGGAAUCGGAAUUAGGCUUUCACUGUUUUAUGAAGAGUUUUCCAAGUUAUUAGAAAAUGCUCAAUUUUUUCUAGAAGCAAAAAUUUUAUUAGAACUAGGCACUGAAAACAGUUGUCGGCCCUAUAACAGAAUAUUAAGAUCAUUAAGCAAUUAUGAAGGCAGACUCCGAGAAAUGAAUGUUCUAGAAAAUCAACAAAGCAUAUCUGCUUCGAGGGACAGAUUGAAGGAAAGAAUAAACCAUGGACUAGCCCCUUUUUUCAUUCGCAGACUUCUAACUUCUUCGCUGAUUGCUGAUGACAGGGAAAAUCGAAUAGAACCGGAACUGAAUACAGAGAUUCACAGGCGUGCUACCAGCAUAUACCACGAUCUUAAGGUGGAAGCUGAAGAGCUUAGUCACCAUGAAAUUGCUGGCCGUAAUUACUCAGCCAAUGAGCCUUCAGAGAAUGGAAUCAAAAAAACUCCUAUAUAUCCUGAUUUAAAGCAAUUUAGUGAUCCAGUCUACAAACAGAUAAAUACCCAUGGAAGAAAACCUGAAAGAAUAGUUCUUAACUUUGAUCUAAUAUAUCCAAAAGACGAUGAGGAAUUCAACAUUGAGGAAAUAUUGGCAAUAUCAAAAGGAUUUUAUAAGAUGCAACUCAAAAGUGAUAAAUGCACUACGAAUUGUGCCUAUAAUUCUACCAGUGACAACAGUAGCAAGAAGCGAAAGUUAAAUAUACUAAUAGAAAAGCGACAGCAAUUGCCGCCAUCCCAACCACCCAUGGUACCAAAGUCCGCACAAAUUGAAAUAUUUAGGGACGAGAGUUAUCCUAACCAAAGCAAGCAGCACGCCAAUGAGCAGAUUCAAGUGCAGACGACAACGUCCAUUUUACCUUUGAAGCCCGUAGUUGAUAUCAAUCGUGCACAUGAGACACCGAUUAAACCUUCACUAGCUGCCCAUAGUCCACAUUCGCCAACCGUAACAGCUUUUUCAAAGGACGCUAUGAAUGAGGUAUUUUCCAUGUUCAACCAACAUUAUUCGACCCCAGGUGCACUUUUGGAUGGUGAUGAUACCACGACAAGUAGGUUUAACGUUUUCGAGAACUUUACCCAAGAAUUCACAGCCAAAAAUAUUGAAGAUUUAACCGAAGUAAAGCAUUCCAAGGAAGAGACAACGUCACAACAACCGGCCUCAAUAAAUGUGGUUGAGCGUAGUUAUGAAAGGAUACCGGUUAAUAACGCACGCUCAGAAAGGGGGGAAUACAUGACGCCCAUACAGGAAACUAGUGAGACGGGCGUGGUACCUUCAAUUCAGACACCCGUGGAGCAAAUGAACACAGAAGGUCGGAAAUCAAGGGAUGUUACAGAAACACAAGCUGAAUUAACAAAUACAACUGUCCAAAGCUCCCCGUUUCUCACGCAGCCUGAAUUGCAAAGGAAAAAUGUUCUACAAACUGAAAAUAACCUCGAAGUGAACAAGAAGCAUUAUUCUAGCGACAUUCCUUCUUCGACCGAAAAAAAAGUCCAAUCACCGCCUAUUAUCAGAAAUCCACUUAGCAAUACUUUGAGAGCAAAGUUUUUAUCUGAGAUUUCUCCUCCGCUAUCUCAAUAUACUACUUUUUACAGCUAUAAUCAAGAACUGAAAAUGAGUUCACUAUUGAAAAGAAUUCAUAGGGUAUCUCGUAACGAAAACAAGAACCCAAUUGUUGAUUUCAAAAAGACAGGAGAUUUAUACUGUAUCCGGGGAGAACUAGGUGAAGGAGGGUACGCUACUGUCUAUUUAGCAGAGUCAAGCCAGGGACAGUUGCGAGCAUUAAAAGUAGAAAAACCGGCGAGUGUAUGGGAAUAUUAUAUAAUGAGCCAAGUGGAGUUUAGACUGAGGAAUAGUAAAAUUUUAAAGUCAAUUAUCAAUGCCAGUGCUUUACAUCUUUUCCUUGAUGAAAGCUACCUUGUGUUAAACUAUGCCAGCCAAGGUACGGUUCUGGAUUUGAUUAAUUUACAACGAGAAAAGGCAAUUGACGGCAAUGGAAUAAUGGAUGAGUAUCUGUGUAUGUUCAUCACUGUCGAACUAAUGAAAGUCCUCGAGAAGAUACAUGAAGUAGGGAUAAUACAUGGAGACCUGAAACCAGAUAAUUGCAUGGUCAGGUUAGAAAAACGGGGCGAACCCCUAGGUGCUCAAUAUACGCGGAAUGGGAAGGACGGCUGGGAGAACAAGGGAAUAUACUUGAUAGAUUUUGGUAGAUCAUUUGAUAUGACCUUGCUACCGCCUGGAACAAAAUUCAGAGCAAAUUGGCAGGCUGAUCAACAAGAUUGCUGGGAAAUGCGAGCAGGUAAACCAUGGAGUUAUGAGGCAGAUUAUUAUGGAUUAGCUGGUGUCAUACACUCGAUGCUUUUUGGGAAAUUCAUAGAAACAAUCCAACUCCAGGAUGGAACUUGUAAAUUGAAAAAUCAGCUCAAAAGGUACUGGAAAAAGGAAAUAUGGACUGUUAUAUUUGAUUUGUUCUUAAACAGUGGUCAAGUUUCCAACCAAACCUUACCAAUGACGGGAAAAGUUGUUGAAGUAAGAAAUUUGAUAGAAAGUCAUCUAGAACAGCAUGCAAAUAAUCACUUGAGAAGCGUUAUCCUAAACAUUGAAGAUGAACUAUCACAUUUACAGUAUAAAGGAAAACCCUCGAGAAAGUUGUGA